Molecule: messenger RNA, 886 nt
Organism: Asparagus officinalis (garden asparagus)
Lineage: Eukaryota; Viridiplantae; Streptophyta; Magnoliopsida; Asparagales; Asparagaceae
Exons: 2
Coding region: 311-886 (191 amino acids)
Source: RefSeq, a predicted model, not a curated record
AUACAAGUCAAUAAUUUCUAUGCUAGAAGACAUUAGGCUUGCCAUGAUGGAUAGGAUGCAGAUAAAAAGGAAGUUGAUUACGCAAUUUGUGGGUGAGAUUGCCCUUACAAUAAGCAAGAAAAUCAAAGAGGGAUAUCAAGAACAAUUGCACUGUCAAACACGUUGGUCGGGAACAAAUGACUACAGUGGAUUUGAGAUACAUCGCAGAGGGAUUGGUCAUGAGGUUAACUUGGGUUAAAAUACCUGUUCUUGUAGGGCUUAGGACUUGACUGGAAUUCCAUGUUCCCAUGUCAUUAGUGCAAUAUUGUUCAUGAGAAAGAAUCCAGAAGAUUUUGUUGCUCAUUGGUACAAAGCUUAUGAGAGCUUGUUAAACCCUGUGCAAGGUACCAAAUUUUGGGACCUUCAACAGGAGGGAUCUGUGUUGUCUCCUCAUAGUAUUAGGAAGCCAAUGUGGAGGCCCAAACAUGCUAGAAGGAGGGACCCUUCAGAAGGUCCAAGAAAUCAAUUUAAGGCAUCAAGGCAAGGUGUGCAAGGACGAUGCACCCAUUGUGAAUCAAAUGAACAUACAUGGAGAAAGUACCCCACUGCACCACCAAGGCAACAAGCUACACAAGAAUCACAAGGAACAAGAGUUGAUGAAGGACCAUCUCAAGUGAGGAAAAAGGGGAGAUCAAAGGAAAACCUGAACAAAAUUAGAUGUGGUGACAUGCCUCCAAGCAAUGCUCCAACGCCAGCAUUCAUUAUCCUUGGAAGAAGAAGCAAAGCUCCAACAACCAGCGUUGAGGCAGGAAGAGGUAGAGGAGGGGGAGGGAGAGGGAGAGAGAGAGGUAGAGGGAGAGGUGGUGCAGGUCAAUUACGGAUGCCAGAAGGGUUUGGUUUGUGGUAA